This is a messenger RNA of Suillus subaureus, 1084 nucleotides long. RefSeq lists its product as uncharacterized. The transcript has 5 exons. NCBI's taxonomy places the organism in Eukaryota, Fungi, Basidiomycota, Agaricomycetes, Boletales, Suillaceae. Gene Ontology annotation, molecular function: oxidoreductase activity, acting on the CH-OH group of donors, NAD or NADP as acceptor. Bases 72 to 872 code for a protein of 266 amino acids. The record is from RefSeq and is a predicted model, not a curated record.
ACAAAAUGUUACCUGCCUGCGACAAUAUAAAGAUCCAGGUGAGUCUUCAAUCUACGUGAAUCUUUCUCAAAAUGGAUCCAACCCCCUCUGUACCAUCUCCACAACUCUUUUCUCUGGCAGGCCAGAAUGUCCUCAUCACCGGAGCUACUAGAGGCAUAGGUGCUGCAUGCGCUUUGGCUUUAGCUCAAGCGGGUGCCUCGAUAUGUGUUGUUCAGCGCCGUCCUUCUCCAAAUGCGGAGCCGAAUAUGGAUACAGUGAAUGCCAUUCGUGCGCUAGGCGCGAACGCGCAAAUUGUUUAUUGCGACUUAGGCAACUUGGAUUCUGUCAGGGAACUUUUCCCCAAGGCACUGGAGCUCAUGGGCGGUAAUAUUCAUAUCCUGGUCAACUGCGCUGGCAUACAGCGGAGAUCGCCGAGUGUCGAUUUCCCGGAGAAGGACUGGGAUGAUGUUCUCGACGUGAACCUCAAAUCUGUGUGGCUUAUAUCACAAGCGGCGGGCCAGCAUAUGGUUCCGCUUAGAAGAGGAAAAAUCAUUAAUUUCUGUUCCCUGCUGACAUUCCAAGGCGGCCUCACCGUCCCGGCUUAUGCCGCCGCUAAGGGUGCACUCGGCCAACUCACGAAGGCUCUCAGUAACGAAUGGAGCCAGCAUAACGUCCAAGUGAACGGCAUCUGUCCGGGGUAUAUCGCCACAGACAUGAACGAAAGGCUGCUAGCGGACCCCACCCGCCUCAGACAGAUAUCGGAGCGGAUACCCGCAGGGAGGUGGGGUAGCCCCGGAGACUUUGCUGGCCCGGUGGUGUUCCUUGCCAGCAGCGCAAGUCAGUACGUCUGUGGCGAACUCUUGGUCGUUGAUGGCGGCUGGAUGGGUCGUUAAACAGAGACUGCCACUGUUCUCACGACAACGCGGAGAAAUCAAGAGGUUGUAAAAUUCAUGUACAUAUCUAGGAAGCGCUCGCAAAUAUGAAGUCAGUCUGGCAGUUUGCGACAAGGCGUCUUGCUGUCUCAAUGCGAGGAAAAAACUAUAUCAUUUUUCGGACUUCACCAUGAAAUAGCAUGUUCCAUAGUAGAUACAUGCCAUAAGGUUAU